Messenger RNA from Porites lobata, 1391 nucleotides. Lineage: Eukaryota; Metazoa; Cnidaria; Anthozoa; Scleractinia; Poritidae. The record is from the annotation of a GenBank genome assembly.
AUGGCUUCUUCCAACGAGGAUGAAAUUGUGGAAGGAAUUUCCGCAGCAGUGCGGAACGCUCUUUGUAGAAAUUCCCAGCAACAGGUACGUGCAAGGCUAAUUUAAUGGUUUUCUGUCUUUGAAAAUGUCUUGCAUGCCUGAAACACACUUAAACGUCCGAAGGAAGACAUGCGAACGAACUUGAUGUUUUGUGUCUUUUGUCCCACUGACAUAACUAUCAGGGUUUAUUUUGAACACAUUUUCUUUGUUUUUAUUUAGGGAAUUGUUGGCCGUCCCCCAAUAUCACUAUCAAAAGAAACAAUUGAAGGUUACCUAAAUAUGGGUUAUUCUGUGUCUCAAACUGCAGAAGUAUGUGAUGUAUCACAAUCAGCUUUGUAUUCUAGAAUGAAGCAACUGUGUAUUUGCACAAAGACCGGUUUUCCAGUAUUGACAAUGACGAUUUGGAUAGAGUAGUAAGAGAUAUCAAAAAUAAGCAUCCACACUGCAGAGAAGUGAUGAUUACUGGCCACUUAAGGGCUAGAGGAAUAAUCAUUCAACGAAACUGUGUACGUGAGUCCAUUCACCGCGUAGAUCCCCGAGGUGUUGAUGAUCAUAGGUGUAGAAGAAUUUGCCAUUGUGUUUAUUCUGUACCGUGCCCAAAUUUCAUGUGGCACCUCGAUGGGAAUCAAACUUAUUCAUUGGCGAUUUGUCAUACAUGUUGGUAUAGAUGGCUUUAGCCGACUGAUUAUCUAUUGUCAAUGUAGUAACAUCAAUAGAUCCCAGACUGUUUUAACUUUGUUCUAACAUGCGGUCAGUCAGUAUGAAAGACCAUUUAAAGUACGAACUGACAAAGUAGGGGAAAACGUCCGUGUUUGCAAACAAAUGGUUAAUCAAUCACCAGCAGGGGAGAUGUCAGUAAUCACAGGAAGUUCAGUUCACGACCAAAGAGUAGAGCGGUUUAAACGCGAUUUAAACAUUCAUGGUGCUGAUGUCAUCAAGGCGGGGUUAUAUGGGUUAGAGUAGCAAGGUCUCCUGGAUCCUUCAAAUAACACAGAUUUAUUUUGCUUACAUUAUGUCUAUGUUCCUAGAAAAAAUCAACUUCUGGAAGAGUUUGUCAAUCCCCACAUCCAUCAUUCUAUUUCUACAGAGAAUAACCUAACUCCACUGCAACUAUAUAACAACAAUCAGCACUUGCUUAUCUUCACAGUAUUACACACGAAUGGCAAGAUCCUGGGGCUGGAAACCUCCUCACAAGGCAGACACUUGUUUAAGUUUCUCCUAUUUGCAGCCCACUAGAUGAUGAAUGCUAUGAGAAUCUCUGUGGAGACAUAAAUCCUCUUGUGAAUACUCCAAGAAUAGACCUCUACAAGCAAGUUAUUGAGUGUGCUAGAAAUUCUUUGUCACAAAACUAA